CCAAUUAUCAACUUGUAAUUUGCACUCGUUCGCGCCACUCAGUCACUUUCCUGCAUGCAAUACCCAUCCAAGCCUCGAUGACAGACACUCGGAAUCUUCGCAUUUUGUACACGAUCAACGCCAACCCCCAGUAUAUCCUUGCACGCACUCUGAGACCGGUUGAGGUCUCCAUACUGCCAGAUGCGCCCGACGGACCCUCUUCUCCCCAGGCGAGAUACGCCACAGCCCAGUUGAAGCCCUGCCUCGAUGCUGUUUGCCGCUCCAGUCCCGAAUUACUCCAGGACAAAUCGAGGGAUUUCUCUGUUUACCUGCUGGACCCCCUGGAGUCCAGUUUCGUUGCAACCAAGCAAGGCUUAGGCUUUGAUCGAGGUGUAGCGGUUGGGCUGGGGCUGCUGUCUACUGCAAACGAGAUCGCGGAUACGCCAGUAACGGGCACGGUUGUCCGAUUACCCACGAAUCAGGAAGCCGUGGAAAUCAUCUUGUCGUUCACGGAGACCCGAGCGUCUCGCAGAAACCCCUCGCCACUUCCCCCACCUGCACCGGUGUCACAAGCGCCGACACCCACUGAACCCGCGCCACCCCCCGCUCCAGCCAAGACUCAUGCCACUCGCAAUUCUCUCACUCUCACACGUGCCGUCUCCCUCCCAGCUUCAUCAUCCUCCGCAGCCUCCUCAUCCGCACAACCUUCGAAAGCGCCGCCGAACUGGUCGCUCGUAAAUCCCAGCAAAGCCAAGAAGAAGCCCCCUCAGAAACUCAAAGAGCCACAAACGGUGUCAUAUACCAACGAGCCGUACGCCCAUGCGCCCCGCGCGGACUACAUCUUUGCGAACACGCAAACGUAUAUAGGGCCGAAGACGAAGAAGGGGCGGCCGACGCAGCCACCGUCGAACGGUUCACAAAUGUGGGUGGUGGGACCUUCGGCGUCAACUCCGAGUACCACGACCAGCACGACGACUAGCGCAGCCAGUACACCAGCAUCAGCGCCUGGACCGUCUCCCGCGCAUGCACCUUCGCCUCUCCCAGCGCCUUCGCCCAUACCAGCGCCCUCACCUUCACCCGCAGCGGCACCCAUCGCCGCCAUGUCCCCGCCCACCAUCCCCACAGGCGAGAACCUCUCCCAAGAAGCGAAACACAACCUCCUCGACGUCCUCGCGCUUAUCAUGGCCUGCUCGGGGGAUGCGACGCAGCAGGCGGCGCUGUUAGCUUCGCUGAGCACCAUUGACUCGAGCUCGCCGGAGCAGACGGCGGUGGUGCUGGAGCAGAUUAAGGCGGUGCUGUUGCGGGGGAGGAGUGCGGGGCCGCAGGCGUUGGGUCAGGCGGGUCAGGCUGGGGCGAGUCUGAUGAGCCAGCCACCGCCGGCUCAAACGAGCCAAUCUGGCACCGUUGUGCUCGACAAGGAGAACUGCAACCCGUCGCCGUCGAGGCGGACGGGUAAGGAAGUGGCGGCCUCCACCUCUUCGACGCCCGCCGGAGUGCAGAACUCGGCGCCUGCGCAAAGUAGGUCGGGAUUACAAAACUCGACCUCGAAGUCGAAUGCGGCGCCCGUGGUGGUUCCGCCUGCUGCCCCGGCGCCGAAUGAGGCUGCCGCAUCUAGUCAUGCAGCUUCGUCCAGCCGGAAGCGCACCUUCGACCAAUUCGCGGCGGGUAUGUCGGCGCGCGUGGGUCGGAGCAAGGAACAGAGGCGACAGAGUGGGAGCAGGGAUCAGCGGAGACAGAGUGGCAGUGGGGAAAAUAGGCUGCAGAGUGGGAGCGGGGAGAACAGGGUGCCCGCAACCUCGCCCGUACGCGGGCCCGCGAGGCAGUCUGUUCCGUUCGGGAGGGCACAUUCGAGUAACGACGCGUCCUCGCAGCGCACAGCGAGUACGUCCCAUCGCUCGCCGAGCGCGUCCCACCGCCAGGCGGGCGCGUCUCAUCGCGUAGUGAGCGCUUCUUCGCCCGUGCGUCCUCCCAAUCGGAGGCCAUACACCGUGCCCUCGUGGGCGCGCACGGACACGGCGACGCAACCAAGAUUGUCAGAGGAGGCGCUGCGAGCGCAACGGGAGGCGGAUGCAAAACGCCGGGAGGUGAGGCUGGCGAGGAAGAGGGAGCGGCGGGUGGCGAGGCAGGGGGCGGACGGGGACGACGACAGCUAUAGCGAGAGCGGAGGGGACUUCAGCUCGAAUGCAGGGAAGGGCUCGAUGGUGGGUAGGAGUGCGAAGGCGAGCGCGAGUACAAUCAACAACGCGAACGCGAAGUCCAAGCCCGUAAGACCGAUUGCGGCUUUGCCUCUGUUCCCCUCGAGCUCGUCCUUCCCUAUUUCCUCGUCGGCUGAUCUUCCACCGCCGAGUACGCCGCCAAGGAGGCGAGCAGGGAGUCUGCCGGCGACGCCGGACGAGCUAGGUGGCUCGCUCUUUACGCCCAGCACACCUCGUGGUCUGCGCGCGCCGACGACGCCGGUUACACCACGUCGACACCGCCCGUCGCCUAUCAAGACCCCGCGGUCGAAGUCGGUGGGUGCGGAUGGGGCGGACGAAGGAGGGGGAGAGUGGGACGACGACGACGACUUCCUGAGCAAGGAGCUCUCCGAGUCGCCGUCCGCGGGCAGGUCGAGCGAUAUGCGGCGCUUCGACUCGAGCGAUGCGCGGCGCUUCAACUCGGGGUACGUGCCGCCGUCGUCGCCGCUGCCACCCUCUAGCCCGCCGCGGUCGAGUCCUUUGGACCAUCCGAUGGAGCUGGAGAUGGAGGACGGAGACGAGACGAUUCUAUCGCCUGAGCCACUGGUUGGGACGCCCGAUACGGCGGACGGGCUUGGGGGCAGGAACGGGGCAGACGGUCACCCGGACGGGCUCGAGUUGUCGUCCGACGAGGCGUUCGACAUGCUCCAGCUGUUCUCGGACUCGGAUGGCAUGCUGGGGAGUGAGGGUCUGAAUGACGCACCGGGCAUCGACAUGUCGAUGUUCGAGAACGGGCUGGCGGAUAUGGACUUUACGGAGUUCUGGCAGUCGAUGGGGCCGCUGUUGAAUAACAGCGGAUCGUUGGGAGAGGGUGGCGAUGGAAUGCAGGGUGGAGGAGGGCUGCAGGAAGGUGCGGGUCUGCAACAGCAGGACAUGCAACAUGGGACUUGGGAUGGGACUACUUUCGGGACUGGGCAGCAGGCAGAAUCGGUACAGGAUGUGCAUUCGCUGUUUAGUGGAUGUUUGCUGUGAAUACUCAAAGGCUUCUGAUGUUGUUGUCUUCGCUAUGUGCAUAGGAUAGUGCUGUCUGUUAGCUGCAAUGCGUACUCUCUCCGACUAUGUUGGCUGU
Messenger RNA from Schizophyllum commune H4-8, 3282 nucleotides. RefSeq lists its product as uncharacterized. NCBI's taxonomy places the organism in Eukaryota, Fungi, Basidiomycota, Agaricomycetes, Agaricales, Schizophyllaceae. The transcript is spliced from 3 exons. The coding region runs from base 78 to 3185 and encodes 1035 amino acids. The record is from RefSeq and is a predicted model, not a curated record.